UUUCCAGUUCGGGGAUGUGUGAAGAGACGCUCCAAGCAGCGAAGCAGCAAAAGCAGGGGUAGAUAGGGAGUGAAUGAAUUACGGUGCAGUAAAGCGCACCGAUGUUAACAGAUGGCUGGGGGCCUUCAAACCGAUUGUCUCUUUACAGAGCAAAGACAAAGAGCUGCAGAGGCCGGCAGUCCCCAACAACUGGAUCAGCCCUAAUUAGAGCCUGACAAAGAGAGGGAGAGUGUGUUAAGUGCUGUGUGUGUCAGAGACCGAGAGAGAGAGCGAGAGUGAGAGAGCAUACAAACGAAGCGCCUCCACUCCUUUUUUCUUCUUUUCCUCCAGAAGCUCAAUCAGGGUGCAGUAGAAAGUCUGUACUCUGUUUAUUCACAGACAAACUCUCCAGCCAUGCUCUGCUGCCAGCUACUUUUGGGGUUUUCAUCUUUGUGUGGGUGAGAUGUUGCCAAAUCUGAUUAUUUUGACGUGUUUCCUGACUCUUCGCUGUGCAGCUGAUUUGUGCAACUGGACUGGAAGCGGUUUUGCAGCUGGCGUGGACUCCAGGAUUGUACUCCAGGUGCGGCUACGCUGUUCAAAGGGCUCUGUGAGGUGGGUCUACCCGGGUCAGGCUGUCAGAGUGGUUCUCGAACCCAAUCUGUCGUCCGCCCGGCACACCACCAUCUGCAUCAAACCGUCUCCCUCCUUCAGCGGAGCCAGCGUGUUCAUUGAACGCGCCGGGGAGCUGGAGUUGCUGGUGACGGACAACGGGAGGCCGGAGUAUCAAGUGUUCUGCUUCCGCGCAGACGGACCUCACAAGCCCGUAAUCUACCUCCAGGCCAGUCCUCAGAGUGAUGGACCCUGGAACAGACGCACGGUGGGCUUCAAAUACGAGCUGCUGGGCAACAGGACUGCUGCUGCGCCAAACCUCGGCCCCAGUGGGCUGGAGACUUCAUGUCGACCCUGCAACGACACAGAACUUCUCAUGGCCAUCUGCAACAGUGACUUUGUCAUUCGAGGCUGUAUUAAAAACGUCACCCAUGACUCUCAGCGUCAAAUGUCCUUAGUGGAGGUAUCAGCAGCGAAGGUGUACUGGCAGCGCAGUGGAGUGUUUGAGCGACAGCUGGAUCCGCUGGUGUCAUCUCUGUCUUGGCACGGACACAUCCACACACUCCUGCAGUGCCGCGUCAAGCCUGGAGAAGGAGAGUUUCUCUUCACUGGGUCAGAACACUUUGGGGAAGCUUGGUUAGGGUGUGCCCCACGAUACAAAGACUUCCUGUCUGUCUACCACAAUGCCCGAACGGCACGCCGGAAUUCCUGUGACUUUCCUUUAGACUGAGGAGGUGCGUGUUGCUUUACUCAGCUGAGUAAUCUAACCACAAGCAUCACCCCUGCACUGGUGCCCUUUGGAUCCUUCCUGUCAUGUUCCACCAAGGUGGCACCAGCAGGGGAAAAGCAAUUGAAAUGCUGGUGAAAAAAACUCAUUUGGAAGAGGAGAACAGGGCUAAGCAGCAGGGCCUCCUGCACUGCAGCUCAGAGAGGGCCAGCCUUUGUCUCGCUCCCAUCACUGCCCUCGGUCCUGGGAGAAUAAGGAGGGGUUGGGUUGCUGCUCUCUUUUUGUGCCUCUCCCUGCAUCAACUGUUGUUCAUUUUGCUGCCUCUCUGUGACGGUUGCCCUAUGAACUGAGGCAGGAGGGUGGAAUGAAGCACAGCCAUGUAUUCCUGCCAGUUUUGCUUUGGUGAAUAGGGGUUUGCAUAUAUGAUUGUAUAAGAUGUGCAUUUUACAGUUUAUAAAAUUUUAAAAUCAUGUUUUGUUUACUCAUAUCACAUUUUCUGCAGCUGGAAAUGUUUGCAGUAGACAUUUGAUUUCAUUUUCUUUCUUUUUUGG
Molecule: messenger RNA, 1866 nt
Organism: Archocentrus centrarchus (flier cichlid)
Lineage: Eukaryota; Metazoa; Chordata; Actinopteri; Cichliformes; Cichlidae
Product: meteorin-like protein
Exons: 4
Coding region: 443-1318 (291 amino acids)
Molecular function (GO): hormone activity
Source: RefSeq, a predicted model, not a curated record